Molecule: messenger RNA, 2073 nt
Organism: Cinclus cinclus
Lineage: Eukaryota; Metazoa; Chordata; Aves; Passeriformes; Cinclidae
Product: serpin A3-4-like
Exons: 4
Coding region: 1-1242 (413 amino acids)
Biological process (GO): negative regulation of endopeptidase activity
Molecular function (GO): serine-type endopeptidase inhibitor activity
Source: RefSeq, a predicted model, not a curated record
AUGAAGAUGUUGCUUUUCCUGUGUCUUUUACUUGUUGGAAUCCAUUCCAACAGUUACUGCUAUGAGCCUUAUCAACAAGGGGUAAGAAACCAGAAUCAAAGAGCACAAGGAAACCAAAACAUGCCAUGGCAGGGUGUAAGGAACAGCGUUUGUCGAUUUGCAUGUUGUUUCUACAAAGAGAUUUCUUCUCGUGAAAACAAUGGGAAUGUUUUCUUCUCUCCUCUGAGCAUCUCUACUGCCUUUGCAAUGCUGACUCUGGGUGCCAGAUCAGACACCCUGACACAGAUUCUUAGGGUCCUUUGCUUUAACCCUCGUCAGAUUUCUGAAAAUGACAUACAUGAAGGCUAUCGUCAACUCAUGCAAAUGGUAAACAGAAGGAAUGGGGGGUUACAGCUGAAUAUGGGAAAUGUUCUGUUUGUGCUUGAUCAACUGAAGCCACAAGAAAAAUUUUUAAGUAAUCUCAGAAACUUCUAUGAAGGAGAAGCUUAUCCUAUGAACUUCAAGAAGGCUGAUCAAGCCCAGCUAAAGAUCAACGAAUAUGUAGCAAGAAGAACGAAUGGAAAAAUCAAGGACCUUGUAAAUAACCUAGAUCCACUUACUGAAAUUCUCCUUAUUAGCUAUAUUUAUUUUAACGCUGAAUGGGAAAAACCUUUUGAUCCAAAAUACACUAAAAUGAGCAAAUUUUUUGUGGAUGGGAACAAGGCUGUUGAAGUCCCAAUGAUGUUUGGAAUGGGCCUGUUCAAGCAUGGUUAUGAUGAGCAGCUGUCUUCCACCGUGGUGCAAAUGGAUUACAAAGGAGGUGCUUCAGCAUUUUUUAUUCUGCCUGAUAGAGGAAGAAUGAGGAAGCUGGAGAAAAGAUUGUCUUGUGAACGUUUGUCAAGGUGGAGGACAUUAGUCACAAAAAGUUCAGUAAAUUUGUAUCUUCCAAAAUUCACGCUUUAUGGGACAUAUAACCUAAAAGAUAUCUUAUAUAAAAUGGGCAUCAUGGAUCUAUUCACUGAUAAGGCUGACCUCUCUGGGAUCACCGGGCAGCCCCAGCACAGAAUUUCCCAGGCUAUCCAUAAGGCUGUGGUAAAGGUGGAUGAGACUGGCACGGAAGCAGCAGCUGCCACAGGCAUGGAAAUGGUGCCCAUGUCCGUUCCAGUUACCAUUACCUUCAACAGGCCCUUCCUAAUGGUCAUAACUAUGGAGAACACUAUCCUCUUCAUGGGAAAAGUUGUGAAUCCUCUGAAAAAAGAAUAAGUUAAUGUACAAAUUAGAUAUGAGGUGAUGACCACUCUUAAAUCAAGUAUUAGACCUGAUGAGUAUGACAUGGCUACAGAGGGGCUCUCCACUUCUUAACUGAUGUUAUUCACUGUUUUUUUGUAGAUGAGACUCUUCAUCAAUUUAAGUUGUCAUAGUUGCAUGUUUGUUUGGGCCUUGCUUCUUUUUUUUUUUUUUUUUUAAAGAAGGUUGCAUUCAUGCAGAACUGUCAUUAGCUCUGGGACAAAACAGGCCUGUGUGAUACUGACAGCAUAGAUACAUCUUCUAGCAGGGAAGGUGAGGAGCAUGUGAGUGGAGAGGGUUGUGUAUGUCUGCUUCUUCCCUCAUGGCUGCCUUCUCUCCUAUUUGUUUUAUGUUGACUGACAAAUAGUUACAAGUUAUGUUACUUUACUAUUUGUGUCCAUUCUCCUACCAACAUGAAGUUCAUAACUAGUAUAGACCUUAUCAUGCAUAAUGCUUAUUACCUUGCAUAGUACCAUUGUUAUCCAGUGAGUCUAUUACACCCUUGCCUGUCAGCUGCUGUCCCAGUUUGGCUGCUGCAAAGGGGUCUCAAAGAAGGGGUGUUUUUCCCCUGCAGAUAUAUAUUGGCCUGCCCUACUGUUUCUGUGAAAUCUAUAAUCCAGACUCAAACCGGCAAACUUCAGAUGUUGUAAGAAUUUGAUCUAAGAAAAGAAGAGAUAGAUCUGAUCUCUGCACUUUGGCACCCUGGAGCCAGCCAUUGUGAAAUAAAUAUACAGCUCAGAGCAGCCAGAAGACUACUUCUAGUUUAUGCCUGCAUCUAAAGUAGCUCCUAGAAGUCCCCAGGCAGCA